UUUGAAUCAUUUGUUACAGUUAAUAGACUUUUUUUUUUUUUUUUUUUUUUCGUACGUGUAUUAUUUUUUUUAAUAAACUUUAUCAUCAAAUUUAUAUUGUUGUAAAUACAUACAAUUUAUACUAGUAUUAUUAUUAACAAAUAUUUCAAUAAACAAUUACUGCCAUGUCGGAAGAAUUAAAAAUGGAUCAUCGUGCAAGAAAACGUAUAAAAGAAGUUAAGAAAAAAGCAAGACCUGAACUUGCUGAUAAAGCAUCCUGGACUCAACAUGGUUACAUGAAAAAAUUUUAUAAAUUUACUAAAUUUGUUGACAAUGUUGAUCGAAUUGAUGAGUACAAAACAUCAAAUGCUCAAUUUAUAGCUGAUUAUGAGCAACCCUAUAAACCUGUGAUAAUUCAAGGUGUUCAACGUGAAUGGAAAGCCCAAUAUAAAUGGACAGUAGAGAGAUUAGCCAAAAAAUAUCGUAAUCAAAAAUUUAAAUGCGGUGAAGACAAUGAGGGCUAUAGUGUUAAAAUGAAAAUGAAAUACUAUGUACAGUAUAUGCUGAAUAAUGAUGAUGAUUCACCACUUUACAUAUUUGAUAGUUCAUUUGGUGAACAUCCACGUAGAAAAAAAUUACUUGAAGAUUAUACAAUACCAAAAUAUUUUCGUGAUGAUUUAUUUCAACAUGCUGGUGAACAUAGACGACCACCAUAUCGUUGGUUUGUCAUGGGACCAGGAAGAUCUGGUACUGGUAUACAUAUUGAUCCACUUGGUACUAGUGCAUGGAAUGCUCUUAUAUCUGGUCAUAAACGAUGGUGCCUUUUUCCAACUCAUACACCACGUGAGUUACUCAAAGUAAAUAGUAGUGAAGGUGGAAAACAACGUGAUGAAGCAAUAACAUGGUUUAAUGUUAUUUAUCCACGUACAAAAUUACCAACAUGGCCACAAAAUUGUCUUCCAAUUGAAAUUCUUCAGGGACCUGGUGAAACUGUAUUUGUACCUGGUGGUUGGUGGCAUGUUGUAUUAAAUCUUGAUGAUACUAUUGCUGUUACUCAAAAUUUUUGUUCACGAACUAAUUUUCCAGUUGUUUGGCAUAAAACUGUACGUGGACGACCAAAGUUAUCAAGAAAAUGGCUUAAAGUAUUGAGAGUUAAAGAACCAGAAUUAGCAGCAUUAGCAGAUAAAAUUGAUGUUAAAGAAGGUACUGGUGUUGCUAGUGAUUCAUCAAGUGGUUCAUCAAGUAGUUCAUCAAGUAGUUCAUCAAGUAGUCAAUCUGAAGAUAGUGAAGAUGACAGUGGUCAAGAAUCACUCUCAGCUCACAAAAAGAAAAAGAGAAGAAAACUUAAUAAUCAGCCUUGACAAUUCUACAUUAAAAAUGCAACGAUGAAUAAUCUACGACUGUACAGUAUUAAUCAAUUAUUAUUGUUUGUACUGUUAAUAAAUAUUAUAAUAUUAACCAUUUUUCAUUUAAUAGUUUAAUGAAUGCUAGAUAAAGCCAAACUUUCACAAACAUUUUAUUACAGAUAUUAUUUUCAUUUUCAAUUAUUUUUUCUGGCUUAAGUUUUCUUUAUUUUUUUUUCUUUCUUUUUGGCUGUAUAGAUUUCGUUCAAAAGCAUUCAUAUUAUUUUUGUAUAUACAAAAUUAAAAAAAAAAAAAAUUCUAAAAG
Messenger RNA from Aphidius gifuensis, 1647 nucleotides. It is a transcript of the gene PSR, whose product is annotated as bifunctional arginine demethylase and lysyl-hydroxylase PSR. Gene Ontology annotation, cellular component: cytoplasm; nucleus. The record is from RefSeq and is a predicted model, not a curated record. The coding region runs from base 165 to 1340 and encodes 391 amino acids. Gene Ontology annotation, molecular function: histone H4R3 demethylase activity; P-TEFb complex binding. Gene Ontology annotation, biological process: phagocytosis. NCBI's taxonomy places the organism in Eukaryota, Metazoa, Arthropoda, Insecta, Hymenoptera, Braconidae. The transcript has 6 exons.